AUGGGUGAGCGGAAAGGAUCGAACAAGUACUAUCCACCAGACUUUGAUCCGAAGAAGAUUCCACGGAUCCGAAAACCGAAGAAUCAUCAGACGAAGGUUCGAAAUAUGCUUCCGGAUAGUAUCCGGUGCAACACUUGUGGGAAUUACAUAUCGCAAGGCACCAAAUUCAAUUGCCGUAAAGAAGAAGUAAUCGGCGAGACCUACUUAGGGCUCAAAAUCUCUAGGUUUUACUUCAAGUGCACUAAAUGCUGCGCCGAGCUGAUUAUGAAGACCGAUCCACAGAAUUCGGGUUAUGUAGUCGAAUCAGGUGCAACUCGCACUUAUGAUCAACACGAAGAAGAAGAGCAAGCCGAGGAGAGUGGAGAUGCGUUGAGUUCUUUGGAGAAGAGAACUUUGGUUUCUAAAAGAGAGAUUGAAGUUAUGGCUGCGCUUGAUGAGAUGAAAUCUAUGAAAGCUAGACGAAUGUCUGUUAGCAUAGACUCUCUGCUUGAGGGUUUGAGUAGAAGAAACAAAGAUGAUGAAGAAGAAGCAAAAGAAGAGGAUGCAGUGCUGAUAAAAUCUAUAAGAUUUGGUAAGCAGAGGAGGAUUGAUGAAGAAGAAACCGAUGACAAGAAGAGAAGAAUGGAGGAAAUAGAUGAGAAGAAGAAACCUAAGGCUAAGAGACUUGCUUGCGGUAAAUCUCCUAGUCAAAUCUCUUCUGUUCGUAUAAAAACCUCUAAGAAGGAGAAGACAACAAGUAUGGGACUCGCAUCACUAUGUCACAACUAUGGUACUGAUGAGGAAGACUGA
Messenger RNA from Thlaspi arvense, 789 nucleotides. Lineage: Eukaryota; Viridiplantae; Streptophyta; Magnoliopsida; Brassicales; Brassicaceae. The record is from the annotation of a GenBank genome assembly.